UCAACUUUCACUCCUGCGUGGGGAAACUUCUGAAACCUGCCAAACUAAAUCUUUCCCUCCCCGUUUUCUUUUCGUCCAACAACGGCACAGCGUGAUCCCUGUCUACAGACUCCACCGCGCCUAAACCCUGCCCAAAUGAACCUCUCAAGGCUCGACGCGCAGCUAAGGGGGACUUGAGGAGAAUAAAGUGCAGCGUUUAACUGGCAGUGAAGUUUUUGGGGGAAUUGAAGAACUGCACGGAAAGUGAACAAAGGGGAGGAACUGGGCUGAGUGGAUGGACUUCGGAGACGGGACAUAAUCUUAUCUCUCCAUCCUUCUCCAUCAUCCUUUUCUUUUUAACGCGCGGAUGAUAAGGAGUUCGUCUGUUGGCGUGAUUUGGAUUAGUCCUGGUCUUCGAUGCACGCUACAAAUACAUUAGCGACCCCUUUACCUGCCUAGAUCUCGUUGAUCCUUUUGCUAGACGUCUUUAAUCCUUGGCGAGGGCUCUCUGCGGGAUACUGCGCGGUGGUCAAUCGGCGGACGUGUUCAACGGGUCUUCUGCGGGCGCAGUCAUGUGGCACAGAGUUCUGAUUUGCUGCGCACUACUUGCGCUGUACUCGGCGGCACCGCCAGCGCACAUCAACCGCCUGGCUCUGUUCCCCGACAAGAGUGCUUGGUGCGAGGCCAAGAACAUCACACAGAUAGUUGGGCACACAGGAUGUCAGCCGCGGUCUAUCCAGAACAGAGCGUGUCUUGGGCAGUGCUUCAGCUACAGCGUGCCCAACACAUUUCCACAGUCCACCGAGUCUCUGGUCCACUGUGACUCCUGCAUGCCUGCUCAGACCCAGUGGGAGGUGGUGACGCUGGAGUGUCCGGGCAGCGAAGAGACGCCUCACGUGGACAAGCUGGUGGAGAGGAUCUUUCGCUGCAGCUGCCAGUCCUGCAGUAAGGAGGGCGGCCAGGAGGGGGCAGUAAUGCAGCUCUACCCGGCCGAAGGAGCCCAGGAGACGCCGUCCCUCUCCGAAACACUUAGCGGAGUUCAGGCCCUCCCCCAUCCACUCACCGAUGCCCACACCAAGCAUAUCCACUCCCAGAGAGAGCGUCAUCACACACUGCCCCACACCUCAGACGGAGGAUAGGAGCUCCGAUGGGGUUCUGUGCUUCCUCACCACUUUAGAGCUUAAAGUGACAUAUUUUACCACCAGGUGUGAGUGUGGUUAGCCGUUACAAGCAAAAAUAAAUCGGCCUCUUCUGACGUCACAAGUGGGCGUGUCCACCUUGAUGUGUGCUGGAUGGUUCAGUCUACCAGCCUACCCUUUGGACUGUAGCAAACGUUGCUCAUCUAUCCGUCUUAUGUCAAGGUGGACACGCCCACUUGUGAUGUCGGAAGAGGCCGAUUUUCAAUACGGCAUGUAACGGCACAUCACACACACACCUGGUGGUAGAAUAUAUCACCUUUAAGUCUCUAGUCUCUCGACCCUCCCCUCCCCAACGUGUCCUCCUCUAUACCACCCUAUUGCAAAGGCACUUUGAAAAUACAUCUUUACUUUUAUUUUAAAUGCUCACCGCGCCACAUUGUGCUUCAAGAUACAUUCCUCUGUGUGUCUUAUAAAUGUAUAGGCUACAACAUAAAGGACCCACACCAGACGAUCCGUUUUUCUGUGGUGUGUGUACUAUGUCUGUGUGUGUGAAGAUUCACGAGCUAUGUGUUCAUGUGUUUACUACAUUUCCUGUUAAGUUAAUUGUGGGAGCGUUUGCUAAACAAUUAUUUUUACCAGUUUAGCCCUUUUUGUCAGCUUGUUUUAACCUGCUUAAUAAAAUAUAUU
Gadus chalcogrammus (walleye pollock) is the source of this 1805-nucleotide messenger RNA. RefSeq names its product NBL1, DAN family BMP antagonist (gene nbl1). Lineage: Eukaryota; Metazoa; Chordata; Actinopteri; Gadiformes; Gadidae. Gene Ontology annotation, molecular function: receptor ligand activity; BMP binding. Gene Ontology annotation, biological process: animal organ morphogenesis. The transcript has 4 exons. The coding region runs from base 552 to 1118 and encodes 188 amino acids. The record is from RefSeq and is a predicted model, not a curated record.